GUCUUCCACUGCCAUUUCAACAGCAACUUCUUCCCACUCUUCCUGGAGCAUCUGCUGGCGGACCACAUCGCGCCGUCCACGGGCUCCAUCCUGCUGGGCAUCUCCUACGUGGCUCCGCACCUCAACAACCUCUGCUUCCUGCCGCUGUGCCAGCGCUGGGGCGUCUAUGCCGUGGUGCGCGGCCUCUUCCUGCUCAAGCUGGGCCUCAGCCUCCUGGUGCUGCUGGCCGGCCCGGACCGCCCGGCGCUGCUCUGCCUCUUCGUCGCCAGCAACCGAGUCUUCACGGAGGGCACCUGCAAGCUGCUGACCCUGGUGGUCACCGAUCUGGUGGACGAGGACCUGGUGCUGAACCGCCGCCCGCAGGCAGCCUCCGCGCUGCUCUUCGGCAUGGUGGCCCUGGUGACCAAGCCAGGGCAGACCUUCGCCCCGCUGCUGGGCACCUGGCUGCUCUGCUUCUACACAGGUCACGACCUCUUCCAGCAUCCCCCCUUGCCGCCUGUGGGGAGCGCCCGGCCCUGGCCCGAGCCCCCGGCCCCGGCCCCUGCGCAGGCCCCGGCCCUCCGCCAGGGCUGCUUCUACCUGCUGGUGCUGGUGCCCCUCUCGUGCGCCGUGCUGCAGCUUUGCGCCUGGUCCCAGUUCACGCUGCACGGGGUCCGCCUGCACAUAGUCCAGGCCCAGCGCCAGAACCUGUCCCGGGCCCAGUCCCUGGGCAUCAAGACGGUGUGAGGCACAGCCAGGCUGCCUGCUGAGGACGCGGCCUGCCCCCUUGGUGCGGCCUGGAGGGCGCAUGGUGGCCGGGGGCCCCUGGGCCAAGCCAGCGUCCCUGAGGCCGGAGUCCCUCCCUGCCUGGCUGCCUGGCCGGCCUGGACAGGGCUGGGCCGCAUGUGCUCAGGGACCUGCUCCCUUGGGGGGCAGGAGGAAAGGGGACUGGACAGGAUGGGGCCGCUGCUCUGGCGGCAAGGAGCUACUGGGACACCGCGACGGCCCCCUCUGUGCGGCCACCCUCUCCACCCCUCCUUUAGUGGCUUCUGAGGGUCCCCGCUGUGCUGAAGGGCCGGGGACCCCCACCAGCUUCUGAGGUGUCCACCUUGGGACAGGCGACAGCCUGCCCCCACUCGGCUGGUGCUGUUGGGGCCUGGACUCCUGGCUGGAAAAGCGGCCGGGGGGUUUUCCUAAGCCUCAGGCUCUGAGGUGCACAGAGGGCUCGAUGCACGGGCACUGGGGACACGGCUGUCGGGCCUGAGCCAGCAGCACCGGGCACUGCCCGUGUCACUGCUGGACAUGGCAGUCAAAGAAGAGCCUCUUCCAGGUCAGGUUCUUGACCUCAGAACUGCCCGGGAGCUUCAGGAAAGGCAACGUGAGUUCUGCUUUGCGACACCGACUCGCCGGGUCUGAGGUGCGGCCCCGGCCUUGGCAUGCUGAAUGCCUCUGCAGGGGCUCACCAGGCGGCCGGGCUGAAACCACUGCGCUAGGCCGGCAGGCACAGCCUUGGCACUGGAGACAUGGGGGCGCCGGUUGCCCAGCAGGAUCUGACCUCCCCUCCCGGAUGUCAGGGGAACCUCCCUGCGACGAGCAAGCCCAUUUCCAGACGCUGCCAAUGUAUCCUGGGAGGCAAACCUGCCCCGACGGGGAAGCACCGCUCCGGGAAGGGCUUUGAGUCAGCCUCGCGGUACGGGUGUGGACACUCAGCCCCACUGCCCCGGCCUGUCCCGGCUCACGAAGGAAGGGCUGCGGAGACGGCCUGGCCUUCCCGUGGCUCCACACCCUUGUCUGUGAAACGUGCAAUAAAAACAUCUGCGCUUUC
Molecule: messenger RNA, 1804 nt
Organism: Carlito syrichta (Philippine tarsier)
Lineage: Eukaryota; Metazoa; Chordata; Mammalia; Primates; Tarsiidae
Gene: SLC68A1
Product: major facilitator superfamily domain containing 13A
Exons: 4
Source: RefSeq, a predicted model, not a curated record